Messenger RNA from Didymella exigua CBS 183.55, 630 nucleotides. RefSeq lists its product as uncharacterized. The transcript is spliced from 3 exons. Lineage: Eukaryota; Fungi; Ascomycota; Dothideomycetes; Pleosporales; Didymellaceae. The record is from RefSeq and is a predicted model, not a curated record. The coding region runs from base 1 to 630 and encodes 209 amino acids.
AUGAAGACAUCCAUCCUCUCCGCUCUGGUCGCUGCGUCAGCCUAUACCUCCCCUCUGCUUGCGAACAGGCAGUCUUGCCCGGCUUCCGGCAUCACUGCUGCCUGGUCGACCGAAGUAUUGAACAAGUUCAAAUCAGCUCAAGUAGUCCCAGAUUCCGUGCCUAGAUUCACACCCACAACCGAUCUGCGCGUCAAAUACGGCAACAUCAACGAGAACCUCGGAAACUCAUUCACCGUCAUUUAUAAGCCAGCACCCGCCCCAGACGCCACCACACCACCCACCCAAAACUCCCAGAAACACUCUAAGAACCCAUCUUCUCCUUCGACCCAGAAGCCGACACCGACCCGGCGGCCACAAACCGUCGUGCAUCGCCGCGCAGACGCCCAAGACCCGCCCAACUACACGUCGCGGCCGCUCGAACUGGUCGAGGAUGUUGUCCGCGCGCCGUUCGAUCUGCAAAAGUACGUCACUGAGGGCGGGUUGGUGCUCGUCGGGGGCAAUUUCAUGAGGGAGGGGCUGAUGAAGACGCUUUGUGCGGUGGUGCCUGGGUGCUCGGCGACGGGCCAGGGAUACACGGGGCCUAGGGAUGGGAAGGCAUCGCCGGAUAUCAGGAAGUAUGUUGAGCAGUGA